AUGGACAACCAUUUUAUAGCCCGUAGCAAUGACAGUGAGAAUAAUGCCUCGUUUGUAACCAUGGCAACAGCAAAUCAAAUGAUAUCACCCGAGGCACCGUACAAUAACAAUGGCCUUACUGUUACAGGAGAUAAUCAAUAUUACAGUAAUUACAGUAAUAGUCAAUAUACACCUCAUAUUACUACUACACCUGUAGUCAAAAGUCAUCAUCCUACUGCUAUUGCAACCAAUUUACCAAUGUUUACACCCCCUCCGCCUGCUCCUUUUCCCCUGAACUAUCAGCACAACCAGCAACCAAAUUACACUCCUGUUGACAUGGCAACAUUUCAUAUCAUGAACAUGGAGAUUGAUGACUAUUUUACUCCAACCACUACAAUGGAAGGCAAUCAAAUGUUUGUAAAUACAAUGCACAACGUAGUAUACUCGCCCUCGUCAACAUCCGUCACCACCAACAACUCAUCUAUCAUGAUGAUAGAUACUAUGUCUCCAACCUCUCCUACGCACAAUAUGAUGAUGAGCCCUGAAUUUGCUAAUCAAGCCAUGGACACUGCCUUUAUGUCACCUACUGGCUACCAUCAGCAGAUGUUCACUAAUGGACUUGAUAAUCACGUAUUCUCAGAAACUCCCAUUGUACCGACCAAUAUAGGGAUGCAUUCAAAUUAUAGUACACAAAAUAUAUUACAUUAUGGAAGUAAUCAUGAUAUUCAACAGCCACAGCAAUACGUGGAUAGAAAGAAUAGACGCCCGCUUCCAAGAAGACACACUGUAUCAACACCUUAUUCGACCAGUGUAAACAGCAAUCCAAAGGGCAAAGAGCUAAUCAAUGAAUCUAUGAAUAUGGAUAUACCAGUAGAUCCUGCCAUGGUUUCUCAGCAGCAACAGCAGCAGCCAUCUGUUACUAAGUCUCGUAAAUCUUCGUUAAAGGCAAAAAGACAUCGAUCUUUGGGUAAACUAGACAUUUAUGGCUCUGCCACAACUACAUCGCCUCCGCCUGUUCCGGAUAUAGCCACGUUUGAUCCACUUUCUGCCAAACUAGAACUAUGGACUCAUGAACAGCUAUUGGAAAGAGUCAUGGAACUUGAAAAGGAGAAGCAAGUAGCACAAACAUCUAUGAUCAAACAGAAAGAUGAAUGUGCUGUAGCAAGAUCAGCCUCUGUUGCUACUGCUCCUGCUCAAAACACUGCAGCCAAUGCAGUGGCUGCUCCUAUGUCUCGUAAACCAUCUGCUACAGCCCCAUCUAGUAAGGCUAGAUCAGCUUCACACACUGAUACCGAGUUGGAUGACGAUGAUGAUGAGGACGAAGAAACCCUGAUUUGUAAAUGGGAUGCAUGCUCAAAAGAAUUGAACUCACUUGAUGAGCUUAUCAAUCAUGUCAAGAGUGAGCACAUUGGCAGCGGAAAGGCCAAUUAUUAUUGCUUGUGGAAGGAUUGUGCUCGCAACCAGAAGCCAUUCACGAAGAGGCACAAGAUGCAUAACCAUCUGCGUACACAUACGGGAGAGAGGCCAUUUAUGUGUCAAGAGCCAGACUGUGGAAAGAGAUUUUCCAGACCUGACUCACUGACAACACAUGCCAAAAUUCAUUCCAACAUUCGACCUUAUAUCUGCACUUUUAAUGAGUGUGGUAAAGCAUAUUACCAUCUUCGAUCCCUGCGCAAACACGAGAGAACUCAUACAAGCAACACGUCAACAACUCAAGACAAUAUGCCUAAAUCAACGUCCUCAUCUCCACCUCCUCCAGUUCCUCCGAUUGUCAUGCCUGUAGCAACAUCUACUGAUGUAGCACAUGCUACAAGUUUACACCCUGCUGACGAGCUCUUGGUAGGACCAGACGCCCAACAAGUCUUCUCAGAUUGGGGAUUAGCUGCACAAGCUGCAGUCUUUAACGUUAUGGAGAGAGAAAAUACAUAUAUGUAG
Messenger RNA from Mucor velutinosus, 1914 nucleotides. RefSeq lists its product as uncharacterized. The coding region runs from base 1 to 1914 and encodes 637 amino acids. The transcript is spliced from 6 exons. Lineage: Eukaryota; Fungi; Mucoromycota; Mucoromycetes; Mucorales; Mucoraceae. The record is from RefSeq and is a predicted model, not a curated record. Gene Ontology annotation, cellular component: nucleus. Gene Ontology annotation, molecular function: zinc ion binding.